Messenger RNA from Symbiodinium natans, 966 nucleotides. NCBI's taxonomy places the organism in Eukaryota, Dinophyceae, Suessiales, Symbiodiniaceae. The record is from the annotation of a GenBank genome assembly.
AUGACCAGAGUCGACGCGAACACGCGCAAUGCCCGCGGUCAAAGCCCUCUUUUCGCCGCCUGUAGGAAUUCUAAACUGGAUGUUGUUCCACUUCUGCUGGACGCUCGCGCUGACAUGAAUGCGAGCAGCGUGUUUAUUGAAACAUCUCCUUUGUGGGAGGCAUGUGACAGCCUUCGUCACCAUGACCUCGUGGGCAUGUUGCUGAAGGCAGGCACUGACAAGGACCAGAACACCGCUUCUGGGGAAACCCUUCUCUGGACCGCCGCGUCCGUGAAUUCCCAAAAGCAUGUUCGUCUGUUGCUUGAAGCUGGGGCCAACAAGAACAAGGCCAACAACUCCGGACAAACUCCUCUCUGGGCAGCGUCUCGGCAUGGGCAUGCGGACUCCGUGCGCUUGCUGCUUGAAGCACGGGCCGAAGUGGACAGAUGGGACCGUGCGGGCAAAACCCCGCUAUGGAUCGCAGCAUGCCAUGCCCAUGCGGCCGUCGUAGAGUGGUUGCUGCACGCUGGUGCCGACAAGAAUGCGACGGACGCGCUGUGGGGUGCAUCGCCACUUUGGGUGGCCUCUGAGUCUGACCGGCUUGCCAUCGUCCGGGUGCUUCUAGAGGCCCGUGCAGACAAAGAUCUGAGCUCCAUCCGCGGCGCGACGCCGCUGUGGGUGGCAUCAUCCUGUGGCCACUUGGAAACAGCACGGUUGCUGCAGCAAGGCGCCGAUAAAGACAAGAGCAAUACCCGUGGUGAGACCCCUUUGUGGGUUGCUUCAUGCUUCGGCCACACGGGAACAGUGCGCCUCCUGCUUCAAGCAGGCGCUCAGCGAGACAAAGCGGACUCUGCCGGCGCUCGGCCGAAUGAGAUCGCCAGAAGGAGCGGGCAUGAGGACAUCUGCAAGUUGCUGAUGGAGGGCGCUGUCAUCGACCACACCGGUCCUACCAGGAAACGCCCCUGCCGAUGGCCCGUAAACCCCUGA